Messenger RNA from Zalophus californianus (California sea lion), 849 nucleotides. Its product is annotated as transcription initiation factor TFIID subunit 4-like. The record is from RefSeq and is a predicted model, not a curated record. The transcript is spliced from 4 exons. Lineage: Eukaryota; Metazoa; Chordata; Mammalia; Carnivora; Otariidae. The coding region runs from base 1 to 849 and encodes 282 amino acids.
AUGGGGAACCAGCCCUUUUCAAAUCGUGAACCACGGUCCACGGACUACCGCCGGCGCGAUCCCGAGGGCCAGCCGGCUCGCGCUUUCAUUGGCUGUGGGGCACUGUCCGUCUUGAGGCUGGCCACGCCCUCCAUGGGAAGCGGAUCCCCGGAGCCUCAGCCGGACCUCAUUGGCCUGCGGCGCCGCCACUCGACGAGACGCGCCUCAACCCGGAAGUGUGCGAGGCGAAAUCUGCCUAGCAACCGGGGAAGCCGGGCUGCGAAGCGGCGCCCCGGCGCGCGCACGCGCAUCCCCGCCACCCGAGCGCGCUCCGCGCCGCCCGCGCAGUCGCUCGGUCGGUCGUCCGUCGUCCUGUCGCCGUCGCCGCCGCGGGCGCCACCUGAGGGAGCCGCCGCCGCGGGACCCGAGCUGAUCGGACCGGACCCCGCCUCCCGAGGCCACCCGGGGCCCAGCAGCCCGCCCGCAGAGGCGCCGAGCAACUUCGCCUUGCCCCGCCCCCACAGUAAGGCCCCGCCCCUCAGCCUUCUGUCCCCGCCCAGCCGGGCGCGGGCGGGCGGCGUCGCCUUUAAGAGCUCCCCGGUGUUUUGGGGGCCGCGGGCCGGGCGCGCUGACCUGGUGCGCAUGUCCCGGGCGGUGACGCCGGCGCCGGGCUCCAUGUGUGCGGCCGAGGGGCGCAUUAUCUGGCCGGCGGCGCGGGCGGGCGGGCGGACCGGCGGAGCGAGCGCCGCGGGCCCGGGCGGCCCCACAGGCGGAGCGAGCACGCGCGGCCCGGCGCCCCCGGCCCCUCCGCCGCCCGGCCCCGCAGGCGACCCCGGCCCCACGGCCCCACGAACCCGCGCGCUUCCCUAG